Lemur catta (Ring-tailed lemur) is the source of this 1035-nucleotide messenger RNA. RefSeq names its product destrin, actin depolymerizing factor (gene DSTN). The record is from RefSeq and is a predicted model, not a curated record. Lineage: Eukaryota; Metazoa; Chordata; Mammalia; Primates; Lemuridae. Gene Ontology annotation, cellular component: cytoplasm; actin cortical patch; actin cytoskeleton. The transcript has 4 exons. Bases 353 to 850 code for a protein of 165 amino acids. Gene Ontology annotation, biological process: cell motility; actin filament fragmentation; actin filament severing. Gene Ontology annotation, molecular function: actin filament binding.
UUCCGCGCCCCCAGCAGACGAGGGAGGACUGGCCCCCGCCUCCCAACACCGGGGCUGGUGAGGGGGACCCCGUCCCCCAAGCCUCGAGCAGGUGAGGGAGGCCCCCGCGCGCCCGGAGUCCGGACGGCCGCCGGGGCGGGGCGUUGCCUGGCCGACCGGUUGCGUAGCAACGGCGGGCGGUGCGUGACGUGCGCAGCCGCGCUUCGCCCGUGGCGCGCCCGCCCCUCUUAGACUUGCGCCGCCGCGUCAGCUCCGCGCUCGGUCUCUCGGCCCGCAGCGGUGAGGAGGACGUUCUGCAGUCUCCGCGCCCGCCGGCUCCGUCCUCUGCGUUCCUGCGACCACCGCGGUGAAGAUGGCCUCAGGAGUGCAAGUUGCUGAUGAAGUAUGUCGCAUUUUUUAUGACAUGAAAGUUAGGAAAUGCUCCACACCAGAAGAAAUCAAAAAAAGAAAGAAGGCUGUCAUUUUUUGUCUCAGUGCAGACAAAAAGUGCAUCAUUGUAGAAGAAGGCAAAGAGAUCUUGGUUGGAGACGUUGGUGUAACCAUAACUGAUCCUUUCAAGCAUUUUGUGGGAAUGCUUCCUGAAAAAGAUUGUCGCUAUGCUUUAUAUGAUGCAAGCUUUGAAACCAAGGAAUCCAGAAAAGAAGAGUUGAUGUUUUUUUUGUGGGCACCAGAACUUGCACCUCUGAAAAGUAAAAUGAUCUAUGCGAGCUCCAAGGAUGCAAUCAAAAAGAAAUUUCAAGGCAUAAAACAUGAAUGUCAAGCAAAUGGGCCAGAAGACCUCAAUCGGGCUUGUAUUGCUGAAAAGUUAGGUGGGUCCUUAAUUGUAGCCUUUGAAGGAUGCCCUGUGUAGAUCAUCAUUCAGUGCCACAAAUUGAAAGCUUCCGUGUUUAAUGUUAUCCUCUUGCUAUAUAAAUAAAGCAAAAAUAUAUUUAGGCCAGGGUCUUACUGAGGGGGAGCUGUCUUGUCAUCUUUUAAACUAAAUAUUCUAUGAACUUGUGCAAACAGCCCUAAAUAAAUCUAAAUUCUAAAGUUUUA